UCACCUUAGAUAUUGUAGAUACAACUGUAGGAAACUCCUCGCGUUCCUUCCUCUUAAAUGAUUAGGAAAAAAUUUAUAAAAGCCACGAGAAAUGAUUACCGAGGCUCAGUCAUGAAAGACUCAUCGAGGAAACUCAACACCCACGUUGGCUUAGAAUAUAAUUGUACUUGUGUUUGAAUGUAUCUACUUAAGUUAGAGCCACGACAAAAAGCCUUUAUUUUUCUUGUUUAAAAUUAAAUAACUAAUGUUAUUUAAAAUAAUGUUCCGUGUUAUUUUUUCUGUGAUGUUAAUUACAUGGGUGUCAUCGUUUUGGAAUUCAAUGAAUCAAUCCCAAGCUUAUGAAUUAUCAAGUGUUUCCACUGUAGGUCAAGAAUUAGAUCACCUACAUCUGUGGCCUGACGAGGAAAAUGAUCGCUUGAAAAGAUCCUCCGAAGACAUACACCAUUCAAAGCGUCACGCAGUGGAAAAGAGCUUAACAAAGCAAAAUGUGGAUAACAAAAAAUCCAUGGCAAAUAAUACUUCACCCAAGCCUGUAAAAUAUGCAUACGGCCCAUCGGUUUGGGAUGUAACACUAUGGAAAGGCACGCAAUCGAGUUGUUGUGAUUUAAUUGGCUGUCCCCUGCAUGAAAAAACCACGCGUUUCCAAGAAAAUUUAAUUUUUACCAGAAUCUCGUGUUACUGCGCGGAUGAAUUUUGUCACGGAGGAUUCAUUUAUCCGUAUUGGAUAUUUCAUCCUAAUUUUUAACGUACGAUUAGUUUGCUACAGAAUUAGUGUCACUCGUAAUUUUAAUUUGCUCUUUUUUCUGAAUGAGAAAGGAUAUU
Messenger RNA from Copidosoma floridanum, 822 nucleotides. RefSeq lists its product as uncharacterized. The record is from RefSeq and is a predicted model, not a curated record. Lineage: Eukaryota; Metazoa; Arthropoda; Insecta; Hymenoptera; Encyrtidae.